AAACUAAUAUCUGUAACAUGGGACGAUGGUAAAACUACAAAUUAUCCCCAUAUCUUUCUUCGCGAUAAUUGUCGUUGUUCGUCUUGCUUCGAUCCUCAAACUCAACAACGUUCUAUCUCGAAUGCUGUAUAUCACAACUAUGCUAAUGCAACAAUAAAGACAGCCCGAGUAGACGAUAAAAACGAUAAAUUAUACUUAGAAUGGAUAAACGAUGGCGAACAUACAACUAGUAAUUUUGAAUUAGAUUGGUUAAAAGCUCAUCGAUCUAUCACUUAUGAUGAUAUUGAAGUUAAUCCAGUUACCAAACAGCUAUGGGGUAGCGAAAUGAAAAACAAUUUACCACAAUUCGAUUAUAAUAAAAUAUUAAAUGACGAUUCAGAAUUACAUCGAUGGGUGCGUUGUAUGUUAAAAGUAGGCAUUUCAUUGCUCGUCGGUUUGCCAGAAGACAUCGGUCAAGUCAAAAAGUUCGUCAAUAGGGUAGCAUAUCUUCGCAGGACAUGCUAUGGACCUACUUUCCAUAGCCAAAGUAAAGGUGAUCAUGUAACAACUGUUGCCUACAAGAGCGGCGGUCUGGCAUUGCAUACUGAUUUCCCCUAUUACAACAACAUUCCUGGGAUAUUCAUGCUGCAUUGUGUAACAGCAGCUAAGCAAGGAGGCGACAGCCAAUUUACGGACGGAUUUAAAGCUGCUGAGCAAUUGAGGGCCAGUCAUCCUCAAUAUUUUAAAAUAUUAGCGGAAACUCCUGUUGAGCACGAAGAUACUGGCACUGACUCUUAUGAAUUCAGUCUUACGGCUGAACAUCCAAUUAUUCGAUUAAAUGAAAAUGGAGAUCUUAAACAAAUUUACUAUGGCGAUCAUACACGAACUUCAAGAAUAGAUGUGCCUCAUUAUAAAUUGACAGACUUUUAUAAUGCUAUGACGCAAUUUUUAAGAUAUGCUUACAGUCCGGCUAAUAUUAUACAAUUUAAGCUGCAACCUGGAACCUUGAUUUCUGUCGAUAAUUUUCGUGUUUUGCAUGGUAGAACGGCUUUUGACGUGUCUCCAGAUAAUUUUAGACAUGUUGAAGGUGGACACGUUGAUUGGGAUGGAGCAACAUCUUGUAUGAGAGUACUAGAGAAAGAACUUAACAUAGAUUAUAGAACUCCUAACAUUUAG
Messenger RNA from Trichoplax adhaerens, 1155 nucleotides. RefSeq lists its product as uncharacterized. NCBI's taxonomy places the organism in Eukaryota, Metazoa, Placozoa, Uniplacotomia, Trichoplacea, Trichoplacidae. Gene Ontology annotation, biological process: carnitine biosynthetic process. Gene Ontology annotation, cellular component: mitochondrion. Gene Ontology annotation, molecular function: oxidoreductase activity. The transcript is spliced from 4 exons. The record is from RefSeq and is a predicted model, not a curated record. The annotation marks the transcript as partial.